Messenger RNA from Gambusia affinis (western mosquitofish), 903 nucleotides. It is a transcript of the gene bdh2, whose product is annotated as 3-hydroxybutyrate dehydrogenase, type 2. The transcript has 10 exons. Bases 94 to 831 code for a protein of 245 amino acids. Gene Ontology annotation, molecular function: 3-hydroxybutyrate dehydrogenase activity. Lineage: Eukaryota; Metazoa; Chordata; Actinopteri; Cyprinodontiformes; Poeciliidae. Gene Ontology annotation, cellular component: cytoplasm. The record is from RefSeq and is a predicted model, not a curated record. Gene Ontology annotation, biological process: siderophore biosynthetic process.
UUCUUGUUUCUUCCAGUAAAAGUUAUUACAUAUCCGCUGAGCUUAAGAAAUUGGUGAUCAAACCCUUUUAAAUGGGCGCUAACCUUGAAAACUAUGGGCCGUCUGGAUGGGAAAGUGAUUGUAUUGUCUGCUGCCGCACAGGGGAUUGGACGCGCUGCAGCAAUAGCAUUUGCAAAGGAGGGAGCUCGUGUCACAGCCACGGACAUAAAUGGAGAGAAGCUGAAGGAGCUGGACGCCUUUGAAGGAAUCAGGACUAAAGUGGUGGAUGUGACUAAGAAGGACCAAGUGGAAGCUCUGGCAAAGGAACAUGAUCACGUUGAUGUGCUGUUCAACGUUGCAGGGUUUGUGCACCACGGCACCGUCCUGGACUGUGAAGAAGCAGACUGGGACUUCACCAUGAAUGUGAACGUGCGAAGCAUGUAUCUCAUGUGCAAGGCUUUCCUGCCUAAGAUGUUGGAAAAAAAGUCUGGAAACAUUAUUAACAUGGCUUCUGUUGCUUCAAGCAUAAAAGGUGUUGUGAACCGCUGCGUCUACAGUACCUCCAAAGCUGCCGUCAUUGGCCUCACCAAAUCCAUAGCUGCUGAUUUUAUUGAGCAAGGCAUUCGCUGCAAUUGUGUCUGUCCUGGAACUGUUGAUACACCGUCCUUGAGGGAUAGGAUCCAGGCCCAGCCUGACCCAGAACAAGCUUACAAGAACUUUAUGGCUCGACAGAAGACUGGAAGAAUGUGCACAGCUGAAGAGGUGGCGCACCUCUGUGUAUACCUGGCAUCAGAUGAGUCAGCCUAUGUCACUGGAACAGAACACAUCAUUGAUGGAGGAUGGAGACUCUGAAGAACCUGUGACAUUCUCAGUAUCAGGAAACUGAGAAAAGUUUUAGAUCAAAAUAAAGCUUAGAUAAUUGUC